CUUGCGUUCCCUUAGACGUCCAUCUAUUUGGAUGGUUAAGGCGAUAAGAGAGUCGAGGUACCUCGGCAGUUCCCGAGCAGCUAGCUCAUCCUUUACCUCCUCAGAUAAUCUGUGCAGAAAAGUAUCGAAAAGAGACUCCGGAUUCCAGGCACUCUCGGCGGCCAACAUGCUAAACUUCACAGCGUAGUCUGCCACACUACGGGAGUUGACGUAAGUCAAGCAGUUUGCUGGCUGCCUUUCUCCCGAUACCGGAGACUCAAAAACCUCUCACCUCUGCCACGAAUUCCUCCAAAUGACCGCAAAUGGCAGAUUGUUGUUCCCAAACUGCCGUAGCCCAGGAGAGCGCCCUUACCGACAUUAGCGUAAUUAUAUACGCCAUCUUCGAUCGGUCUGAAGAAAACGAAGAUUGCUGUAGCUCAAAAAUAAGCAAGCACUGAGAAAGAAAACCCUGGCACAUACCUGGAUACCCUGAAAAUCGCUCUGGGGGUGGCUUUGCGGAGGGACAAUAUUUUUUUUUUAAAGACAUGGACGUUUACGACCCCCAAACCCUCGGCUUCAUGGUCUUUGGUGGAUUCAUGGUAGUCUCCGCCAUCGGCAUUGCUCUGGUCUCCACGCUCUCCAUGAAGGAGACAUCGUACGAGGAAGCCCUGGCCAAGCACCGCCAUGAGCUGGGCAAGUCUGCCCAGACCCAGCUCUCUAUGAAGAAUAAGAAGAAGAAGGCGUUGGAGAACAAAAGCAAAGCUAAGAAGAAGGAAGAGCGGCCCAACGGGGAUCUCCCAGAACCGGUCGCAGAGUCCGCUAGCGAGCCCGAACCCGAACCUGAGCCCCUCGCUGCCCCCGAGCUUGAGCCUGAACCAGAGCCCAUUGCUACACCGGAUCCUGUCGUGGUCGCUUAUGCUGCCCCAGUGGCCGUGGAGGCUGCCGCUCCUUCCCCGAAAAAGAAGAAGAAGGUGGCUAAGGUGGCUCCGGCCCCUGCCAAGCCUACCGUCGUCCCGGAGACCAUCGCCAAGGAAGUGCCCGUCAUGGUCGUGCCACCUGUGGCGAUUGAGGUUGCCCCGGUGACUGUCGCACCCACUCCGGUGUCCAGUGACACUCCCGCCGCACCCGUUGCCAAGGCAGAGGAGGUCAAGGCUGAGGCACCUGCUAAGAAGAAAAAAUCCAAAGCAAAGGCUGAGCCAGUGGUUGCUGCCGUCGACUCUGCUGAUGCUCCCCUCCUCCUGCCAUAUAAGACUCUACUGUCUACUGUGAGCAGCAUGACAUUCAGCGAGGGAGAGGCCCAAAGGCUCAUCAAAGUGCUCAGUGACAAGGCUGGCCUCGACUCCUGGCAACUGGCCUCUCAGAAGGGAGAUCCCACGGCUGCCCUGAAGAAACAGCUAGAGGAGAAGGAGAAGCAGUUGUCUACCGAGCAGGAGGGCGUCUCCGCCGCCAAGAAUCGACUGAGGGAGCUCACUAAGGAGCUGAGCGUAGAGAAAUCGAAGAUGGCGAAGGUCGAGACCCGUCUGAGCUCAGAGCUGAGUGCUCACACUCAGGAGAUAACUGCCCUCCAGGCUCGCAUGCAGGCCUCCUACCAGGACCAUGUGGCUGAGACCCAGCAGCUCAACCUCAAGAUAGUGAGCCUGCAGGAGCAGCUGGACAAUGGCCCAGUCGCUCAGCUGGCCCGCUUGCAGCAGGAGAACUCUAUCCUGAGAGACGCCCUCAAUCAGGCCACCAGCCAGGCCGAGAGCAGGCAGAACGCGGAGCUGGCCAAGCUGAGGCAGGACUGUGUUCGUCUGAACCGGGACCUGGGCGAGAGGACAGAAGCCCUGCAGGCUGACGAUGAGCACAGGAAGGCUCUGGAGGCCAAAGUGUCAGCUUCUGCGGAGAAACUUGCCCAGUUCAAGGCGUGCCAGGCGGAGAGCGAGCAGGCCUGGCAGCAGAGGCUGGAGGUGGUGAGCCAGAAGCUCCAGAAGUCCCAGGACACCAGCAACACCAUGCAGGCCCAACUAGACCAGGCUCAACAGGAGGCCAAAGCCUUCGCCGAGCUCCAGGAGCGCAUGGCCAUCACGGAGGCCGAGCUGAAGGACCUGAAGGCCCAACAGGCAGUAGUGUCAGCUGUGGAGGAGGCCGCCAAGGAGCAGGUUGCCCCACUGGAGUCUCCCAUAGAACCUCCCCCCGAGGAGCAGGAGACUGUGACGGAAGGUGUUACCGAGACCCCCACUGCCACCAAUGGUGACAACUACGCUGAAGUUGAAGAGCUAAAGAACAGUCUGAUAACCAAAGAAGGUCGGGUGGCUGUUCUAGAAGAGGAGCUCCAACAGCUGAAGGUUGAACUGGAGCUGGUGAAAUCUUCCCAGACUGAGGAUCCACAGGUCAACGGCCUUAAGGAAAAGGACAGCAUCGUGACGUCCCUCGAAGAGCAGCUGCAGACAUUAAGAGCCAAGAUGGAGGUGGAGAGCCCAGCAGACACGGAGCAGCUUCAGAGCAGUCUGAAGGAGAGGGAGAGCCAGGUGGCCUCGUUAGAGGAAGAGCUCAAACAGCUGAGAGAGGAGCAAGGGAAGAGUGCAAACGCUGAGUCCGGAAGUGAGACUGAAGCCGAACAGCCAUUUGAAUGCCUUGAGAAAGAUUCCCAGAUGCUAUCUCUGGAAGAGGAGCUACAAAGGCUAAAGGAGGAAAUGGAACAAGUUAGGAACAAAAGCAAUGAUCUCCGUGAAAAGAACUGGGCUGCAAUGGAAGCCUUGACCGCUGCUGAGAAGUUGAAUGAGGAAAGACUGGCUGUGGCGAAGGGUGCGCAGCACGUAGCCGAGGAAGCACUGAGUUCGUUCCAGACAGAAGCUCAAAAGGCUCUUCAGAAGAUCUGCCCUGACGUCUCUUUAGAAGCUAAGCAGAAUAACUGGUUGGAGUUACUCAUCCAGAAAGCACAGGCUACUGAAAUUCCACAGAGCCAAGAAGUCCAGCAAGAGAAUUUGCAACCCACAGACUCUGAGGAGCUUUUGUCAAAACUCAGAGAAGCCGAGGAGUCUCAGAAAACACUACAGGCGGAGUGUGAGCAGUACAGAACUGUCCUGGCUGAAACGGAGGGCAUGCUGAAAGACCUUCAGAAGAGUGUGGAGGAAGAGGAGCACGUAUGGAAGCUCAAAAUCGUAGAGGCUGAGGAGCAAGGGCAAGCAGCUUUGGAUCAGGUGAAGGUGUUGCAGCAAGCUGCAGAGGAUAUGAAGAUGAACAAUGAAAGUACAGACCAGCUGAAAGAGCAGGUGAUGCUUCUGGAGGCCCAGUUGGAGAAACAGCUGGAGUCCAUCAGCUUUAGCCAGACUUACGCCGAGGAGGUCGCCCAGCUGAAGGCCUUGUUAACGAAGACCCAGAGUCGGCUGGAGACGGCCCAAUUGGAAGCUCAGAAGCAGGCCAAGGAACUUUCUGUGGUCCAAACCCAGCUGGUGCAGGUUGUAAACAAGUUGCAAACGGAGGAAGAGAUGAGACAGCAGCUGGCCGUUGACUUUGACCAGGCUCAGAAGUGCGUGACUGACCUACAGACACAGAUGGACCAAAUGAAGGCAGCAGGAGACUGCUCCACAGGAGAACUCAAGGAGAGGCUGGAGAAAGAGAAGAAGCUAACCAAGGACCUUGGCCAGGCGGCCACUAAGCUCCAGCAGAUGCUCAAGGCCACCCAGGAGCAGCUCGUCAAAGAGCGGGACACCGUCAAAACCUUGCAGGGCCAACUUGUUGGGAAGGAGGUGCCCGAGCAAUCAAAGGAAGGGACAUCCGUCUAAGACCGAAUGAACGUCCCACAACUUUCCAAAAUUCCGUCAUUAUUUUACUUAUUUUUUCCUCUCUUUUACUGUAGUUUGUAGUCAAAUUAUCAUUUUGUUAAGGGAUGGAGUUCAGAAGGGUUUUAAUAUUGUAUCCCUUUUUUUAUUAUUAUUUUGGAACCAACAAUCAAUUGAAGAGUCUCUGGCUGUGUCAGAAACUUGUUUAUUUGUCCUGACAUUCCCAGAACAUGCAGCGGUUCAGUGUUAUUGAAAAGGGGAAUUGCCUGUGCGUUAAACGUGCAGCAACUAGUGCAAUCACUUUCUUGUUCUCCUUUUUGCCUGUCCUUUUUGUAUGACAUUGGAAAGGGAGGUUAUUUCAUGGUACGCAGAUGCAAUGCCUUAUUUUACGUAGUGGGCUGCUGACCAAUGUGAGAAUUUGUAACAAAUAAACUGUAGAUCUAUUUGGGGUGAUGGGUGUGUUACUGUUUAUUGCACAAAUGCAUUAUAUAAAUUAUUUAUGAUAGACUAUGUUAAAGGGUAAGUUCAGGAUUUUACAUCAGAGGUGCAUUCUGGUCUGCGUGUGAUUUUGAGAAAUCAUUCAUGUUUGCCUUCCAGUUAUUUUUCCACCUAACAUAAUGGAGACUGUCAUUCCCACGGAUUGGUAGUAAUGGAUUACAUGUAACGGGCAUUAUGUAAAAAAGUACUGUAAUGAUCAACCCAGAUUUCCCCCCAGAAUGUAAUUUUCUUAGUUGGAUUACUUUGUCAGCAUUGCUGUCAUUUAGUGACCCCCUCACAUGUUUUUAACUCUAUAUUGUCCUACUGGUUGAAUGAAUAGGUAAGGCUUCCAAAUUGUGAACCAUGCUUAGACCAAUGGUUUAAACAAGGAUCUAAAAUGGCUAGCUGUUCUCUUUUCUCAUUGGCCAACCUGGCCUCCUUGCAUCACAAGUUGUAAAACUGAUCGUGCUUUUCUGUAGCACAUGCUAUUGACUGACUGGCCUAGCCUAAUAAAAUUGAGCUAUCUUCAUGGUUAUAGACGUGAUCUACUCCAGCACAGCUAAUAACACUGUUUUGGGACACGUUAGCCUAUCGUAUCUAAAAAUGGUGUUGAUAUAGGCAAGCCUACUAGAUGGUCUUUAAAUAGGUUGAACGUUGCACACCUUCACGCCAGAUAGUAUCCUCCUUGCUAUAACCUUUUAGUGUAGCCUACACUAAUUGUGGAUUGAAGAGCAGGCAACCUGUUGUAGUAAAUCAAUAAUGAAAGGAGCUUCUUGGAGUCACUCAGUUGAAUAUAGGUGAAAUGACUUAAGACGUGUACAAGGUUUUAUAAGCAUGUUGAUCAUCUGCCACUUCACUCAUGGACCAGAAGUGGAGGGUUUUCUCCAUUUUAAAAUAAUCUUUCCCCAAAGGGGAUUGAAACUCUCAGACGCCAUAUGUCAACAUCACUUCAGGCUAAAUUACUUGUAGUUGACAACAGCAUGUCGUCAGUAAUGUUUUAGUGUCACAUAGUAGCAUCAUGUAAAAAUAUAUUGGCACAUACCACUUAGACCAUGGGUAACAAAUGCGAUUGGAUGGUGGGUCUACCAUUUAAGGUCUCUGAUCGGUUGAUUCGUUAACGGAUAUAAUUUUCUGCUCAGCUGGCUGUUCUAAGCAUCAUGGCUAAUUUUGGCCUAUGAAAAAAGAUACUUGCUUAAACCAUUGUCUAAGCAAGUAUGGCCCCUACAGAGUUUCUGCUGUUUACAGUGCACUUUCUGUGCUCUGAGUAGCAGGAGAGAAAGAUGCUUUCUGAUUGUGCAAUGCAAUCACUGGGAAAACACACUUUUGAAAGUAACCACUGUUGUUCCGGUUGAAGAGUCCCAGCUUUCUGUAGGUCUACAUUUUAUUUAUGAACCAUUGAGUUAUCUAUAGGCCAUUCACGGUGAGUGCAUUGGCCUACACAUAAAAUGUACUGUUAGACAUCAAUUACAUGGCUAAAUUUAGAGUUAGUGAUUUAGCUCACCUCGUCCUCAGGUGGUGAAUUAGCCCCAAAUGAAUAAACCCUAUUUUGACAGUCAAAUAUUGCAUGACAAUCACUGGUUUAUGUUGCACAUCAAAGUAUCUUGAAUCAUGCAUUCCUGCGAAAACAUGUUAGAUUAAACAAUGUAUUGAACCAUACCAUUUUAAAGCAACACCUCACAACACAAUGCUUCUCCCCAUGUGACCUACUUGUGUGUAUGUACUAACAUGUAUGUGUAACUGACAGAUGCACACCACAUGUUAAUGUCUUUAAAUACAGUGCAUACUGAAAAUA
Molecule: messenger RNA, 6009 nt
Organism: Oncorhynchus kisutch (coho salmon)
Lineage: Eukaryota; Metazoa; Chordata; Actinopteri; Salmoniformes; Salmonidae
Gene: rrbp1b
Product: ribosome binding protein 1b
Exons: 27
Coding region: 525-3743 (1072 amino acids)
Biological process (GO): protein transport
Cellular component (GO): endoplasmic reticulum membrane
Source: RefSeq, a predicted model, not a curated record